Molecule: messenger RNA, 1122 nt
Organism: Colletotrichum karsti
Lineage: Eukaryota; Fungi; Ascomycota; Sordariomycetes; Glomerellales; Glomerellaceae
Exons: 6
Coding region: 1-1122 (373 amino acids)
Source: RefSeq, a predicted model, not a curated record
AUGUCUUCGAACCCACCACCAGGUGCACCGGCACAGCCGAUCGACCCCGAGUGGGCCGCGGAGAGCAACACUGCCAUGAUCGUCGGCGUUACUGGCGGAUUCCAUGCUCUUGCUUUGCUCUUCGUUGCCCUCCGGGUUUACACUCGCAUGUCGAUUGUCAAAGUUAUGGGAAGAGAUGACUUUGUCAUGGUUGCUUCUGUGGCCUUCCAUGGACUCGGCAAACACACUCUUACCAUCCCCGAAGAUGAUAUGGUCAUCAUGAGGAAAUCGAGUUUCUUCCAGUCCAUCAUUUCCUCUAUUGCAGGACUAGCUCUUCUCAAGGUCUCGAUUGGCCUCUCUCUGUUGCGACUCAGUCGUAGUGUAUGGUACUCUCGGUCGUUGUGGGCAUUGAUCGUGUUUGUAUCAGCCUACAGCAUCAUGGCUUGGAUGACCUUCUUCUUCUAUUGUCAACCUCUGGAGGGAUACUGGAACAAGCUCAUCAAGCCUAAGUGCUACCCAAUCACGCUCUUCAUCAAGUUCGGCCUUAUCAACACGGCUUUCAACAUAUUCACCGACGUUUGUUUCGCAACUCUUCCGGUAACCAUCAUUUGGAGUCUUCAGAUGAAGCUUCGAACCAGAAUCUACCUAGUCAUUGUACUGAGUCUUGGCUAUUUUGCUGUGGCCAUGGGCAUCAUCAAGUCGAUUUACCAGAUUGCUUAUGGGAAAGACAUGGACAAGACUUUUUACCAAAGCAUCCAGUUCUGGGAGUUUCUCCAGCUCAACCUCGGAAUCAUUGCCGCAUGCGCGCCAUCCCUCAAACCUUUGGUCGGCCACGCACUCAAGAUCUCUUCAAGUGAUCGAUAUCAUGGCGAGUUAUACGAGAACCGACGACCGAACGGAACAGACAACUCGAUGCGUCGGCAAGGAUACAGGGUACAUAACAGCCAGGCAGAGUACGAGAUGCAAGAUGGUCCUUUUGCUGGUUCUCCGGAUGCGCAUCGCACCGCUGUUGGUAAUAUUCCCAACGCGGUCUACGAGAAGAAAGAGAGUAGGGGCUCGGGGUCUGGCAGUGAAGAAAUGAUUCUGGGGGGUGGCAAGGGUCAAGGAAUCACACGAACCACUGAGAUUUCGAUACGACGAUGA